Brachypodium distachyon (stiff brome) is the source of this 792-nucleotide messenger RNA. RefSeq names its product PHD finger protein ALFIN-LIKE 3. NCBI's taxonomy places the organism in Eukaryota, Viridiplantae, Streptophyta, Magnoliopsida, Poales, Poaceae. The record is from RefSeq and is a predicted model, not a curated record. Gene Ontology annotation, biological process: regulation of DNA-templated transcription. The transcript is spliced from 4 exons. Gene Ontology annotation, molecular function: histone binding; transcription cis-regulatory region binding; transcription coregulator activity. Gene Ontology annotation, cellular component: nucleus. Bases 1 to 792 code for a protein of 263 amino acids.
AUGGAUACAUCUGCUGGCGCCGAGAAGCCAACAAAGCCUCGGACCGUCGACGGCAUCUUCGCCGACUUCUCUCGCCGUCGCAAGGCGCUCAUCAGAGCCCUCACCACCGAUCAGGACAAGUUCUUUCGUCAAUGCGAUCCAGAUAAAAAGGCCUUGUCCUUGUACGGCCACGAAAGCGGGGAAUGGGAAGUGAUGCUGCCAACAGAGAUGUUGCCCGCGGAGUUGCCAGAGCCAGCGCUGGGCAUCAACUAUGCGCGAGAUUCAAUGAACCGUCUGCACUGGCUCUCCAAAGUCGCCAUUCACGCUGACUCGUGGCUCAUUGGCGUUGCCUUCUACUUAGGGCAGGUGUUCCUCGACAAACGCCAAAGGAUGUGUUUAUUCAGUAUGAUGAACGAUUUACCAACCGUCCUCGAAAGUUGCUCUUACUUUCACAAAUAUGAGUGCAUUUGUUGCGCCCCAAGAAAGAUGCCACCAUCUCCAGUUUUAAUGGUUUCAUCAGGCAAUCCAAAGAAGCGCUCUCGGACUACACUAGAUGAAGAUCUGAACAUUAACCCAAGCAAUGGCUCGCGGGCUACAGAAGCUGCUGAAGAUAAUGUUGAGGAGAAUGAAGAUACGGAUCAAUAUUAUUGUGCAGCUUGCGGUGCUCAGUACAAUAAGAAUGCGUUCUGGAUCUGCUGCGACUUCUGCCACCUGUGGUUCCACGGUAAAUGUGUGAACAUGACUUCUGCUCAAGCAGAGCAGGUGAAAGAAUAUAAGUGUCCUGACUGCAUCCGUGAGGAACUCGGAGAGUAG